Mytilus californianus (California mussel) is the source of this 4515-nucleotide messenger RNA. Its product is annotated as WD repeat and SOCS box-containing protein 1-like. NCBI's taxonomy places the organism in Eukaryota, Metazoa, Mollusca, Bivalvia, Mytilida, Mytilidae. The record is from RefSeq and is a predicted model, not a curated record. Gene Ontology annotation, biological process: intracellular signal transduction. Gene Ontology annotation, molecular function: protein binding. The coding region runs from base 88 to 1392 and encodes 434 amino acids. The transcript has 9 exons.
CAUUUACCUAAAAACAGAAAACACUGCUGGUAAGAAGAUAUCAUGUUAUCUUGUUUGAUCAUUGGAUAAGACAGUAGAACCAAGUAAAUGAGAACCACCUCUUCAAGACCUUCUGGGUUCCAGUGUACAGAUUCUGAUGAUAUCAAACGUCUCAAGCAGACCGAUGUUCAGUUACAUCCUAUUACAUUACCUAUAACCCACAGAACAACCAGGUCACCAUCAGGUGCCAAGACUUGUGCAUGGUCACCAGAUAAUUCUUAUUUUGCUUGGCCAUGUGGAGGAAAGGUUGAACUGGUACCCUGGGAUAACAGAGAAAAUAAGAUAGUGUUAAAUGAGGACAUAUUAUUAUAUGAAGAAGCAGAAAAUGUAACGUUACAUUCAGAUGGAAAUUUACAGCACCAGUAUGAACAGAGACCAACCAGAAUUUUAGAUGGCGUUGAAGUUGUUUGGUCCGUUGCCUUUGGUUCUGGUUCUACAAAGGAAGAUAAUGCUUUGACAUGGAGACAUUUGAAAGUGGACAAGGGUCUGCUACUAGCUACUGGUCAUCAGAAUGGUAACAUAAAAGUUUGGGACUGUAAUACAGGGAAACUACUUCUCAUGCUAAAAGACCAUAAAGAUAUUGUUAAAAGUUUAAACUUUGCUCCAGAUGGAAGUCUUAUCCUCUUGUCAGGGUCCAGAGAUGGAACUAUUAAAUUUUGGGACCUUAAUGAUGACGGAAAUAUGUAUAAAUCACUCAGAGGCAAUACUAAAUGGGUGUAUGAUACUAAAUGGUCACCCAAAUGUGAUAUGAUUGCUAGUGUUGGCAGCGGAAAAACUGUGAUACUAUGGGAUUUGUUGAAUAAUUAUACUCCAUCUCAUCUACAUGGACAUUACCAUGAUGUUAUUGGAUGUUGUUUCUCACCAGAUGGCGCCUUAUUAGCUACUGCAUCUUUUGAUACCAGGGUUAUAUUAUGGGAUGUAUAUACUGGACAGUCACUUCAAGAACUUUGCCACAUGUAUCCUCCUCCACGACCAAUAUUUGCAGCUGGAGCGAAUGAAUUUUACAUUCGAGGAAUCUCAUUUCAUCCACAUGGCCAGAUGGUUCUUACCAUUAACGAUGAUGGGUACGUGCGAUGUUGGGACUUAGAAGAAGAUGACAACGACCCAUCAUACGUUGUUGAGCAAGCGAAUGCUCUGUACUGUACGUUCUCACCAAAAGGUCAAAGAAUCUCAGUCGGGGAUAAAGAUGGAACGAUCAGAUUUUAUCAGACUCCACCAAAAGUAUCUCGUCUUCAACAUCUCUGUCGAAUGGUCGUAAGGAAUCAUGUCAAAUCAACAAAAAUUGACUUCCUACGCCUACCAUGUAGAAUAAAAGAAUAUUUGAAGUAUCACAAUUUCACGAAGACUGGAUAAUGCAGUAGUUGAAAGUGAAAUGGACUAUUUAUAGUGUUAGUUUUCCACUUCCUAUUCAGAAAAAAAGAAUCUCUGAUUUACUCUGGAGGGCAGCUAGAUGAUUGGGAAACUAUUAUGAUACAGACUUAAAACAGAACAGACCAACUUAAUGUUUUUCUUGGAACAUGAAAAACUUAUAAAUUUGGUGCAUUGAAACUGAUAUAUGGCUAUGUCUGGUUCAUCAAAGUUAUAAUUAAGUGACUUUCUUUUUAUGGUGUGUAGAUUUAUUAUACUUCAAUCAGUCUUAUCAUAGAAUGAUAUGUUUAAAUACCUGUCAGUUGUGAAGUUUAAUGGUUGAUGAAGAAUUCUAUGUAUUGGAAUGAGAUUAUUUUAUCAUAUUUCUUUAUUUGAAAUAUUGAUAAAGGUCGGGUAUCUUAUAACUAAAAUUUUACUUACCUAUCAAGUUUUGCUUUGGGAAAUGGAUGCAAAUUAUUAUUGCAUAAUUAGCUAAAAACCUGUAUCAGUAUAUUUAUGAUGACCUUAUGUUUGCCAAAACGUUUAUAUAUAUAUACGCAAAGUGCCUUUCUUUAAUUUCCCAUUAGUUUUUCUUCAAAAUCUUUUUAAAAAAUCCUUUUUAAAGGUGCCUGCUACAUACCUGCCUUAAUCUGCACCUGGUAACUGGUACUAUAUAAUAGGUAAACAAAACCAUGAAUACAGUGUAACCAGUUUUAAUCAAACCUCUUUGAGACUUAUGAUUUUGUGUGGAUUAAAUAGAAAUUUGGUUUACAUAAGUCACUAAACAAUAUGGACAAUGAUCUGAUACAGGAAUUUAGUCUUAAAAGGCUACCAGUUUAAAAGACUAUUUUGGCAACUUUUGCAAUACAACAUCAAUUCAAAAAGUUUAUGCUGUUUAAACUUCAUAUUAUAAUGUUUUGAUGGUUUUUUUUGGUAAGUUUAAAAUAUUUUUUGAUAAUUUGGAAAUCAAGGGACCAAAAAAUAGGCUUCAUCAUACCUUUUCCUUUGAACAGGGAUUUCUCUCUUUUUUUUUAAUUAUCAUUAUCAUAGUUAAGAAAACAAAUCAUAAAUGCCCUCUUCUACAUAUUAUCCCCAAUAAACAUAAUACAAUCCACAAUAUUACACAAAUAUAUUUAAUGAAGGAUUUUUUUUUAAUUUUAAAUGUAACAAACAGGUCUACACAUACAGUGUCCAGAGUUUAUUUCCAAUUUUAUCAUGUGAUUCUUCUAAUCAUUAAAACUGUAAAGUCGAAAAGUAAUAAAUGUAAGAUAGUUAUAUAUAUAUAUUGCUUUCUAAUACAAACAUUUUUAUGCCCCCGCCGUAGCGGAGGGGGCAUUAAGUUUUACCCUUGUCCGUCUGUACGUACGUCCCGAAAUUGGUUUCCGUUCUCUAACUUGCGUUUGCCUCAACCAAAUGUUAUGAAACUUAUACACAAUGCUUAUUACCACAAAACACAGAUCAAGUUUGAAUUUUGGUGGCGUCACUUUAACGGAUCUAGAGUUAUGCCCCUUUAUAAAAGGAAAUAUUGCAAAAUUUUUAGUUUCCGUUCUCUAACUUAAGUUUGCCUCAACCAAAUGUUAUGAAACUUAUACACAAUGCUUAUUACCACAAAACACAGAUCAAGUUUGAAUUUUGGUGGCGUCACUUUAACCGAUCUAGAGUUAUGCCCCUUUAUAAAAGGAAAUAUUGCAAAAUGUUUAGUUUCCGUUCUCUAACUUAAGUUUGCCUCAACCAAAUGUUAUGAAACUUAUACACAAUGCUUAUUACCACAAAACACAGAUCAAGUUUGAAUUUUGGUGGCAUCACUUUAACCGAUCUAGAGUUAUGCCUCUUUAUAAAUAGAAAAAUUGCAAAAUUUUUAUUUUCUUCUAAAUAUCAAGUUUAUAAUAUAUUUUUAAAAUUGGAGUUAUCUUCCUUUGACCAUGAUUAUAGUUGAAUCAACUACAAUCAAUGCUUUAUACAAUGCAAUGUUUAAUUUUGACUUCCACUGAUAAAACACAGAUCAAGUUGAAUUUGGGUAGUGUCACUUUAACCAUUAUUGAGUUAUGCCCCUUUAUAAAUCGAAAGAUUGCAAAAUUUUAAUUUCCAUUCUGUAACUGAAGUUUUCCCCAGCCAAACAUUAUGAAACCUAUUCACAAUAUUCAUUACCACAAAACUCAGUAAAGAUCAAGUACAAUUUUUUUGUUUCCGUUCUCUAACUUGAGUUUGCCUCAACCAAAUGUUAUGAAACUUAUACACAAUGCUUAUUACUACAUAAUACAGAUUAAGUACGAAAUUAGGUGGCAACACUUUUAUCAUUCUAGAGUUAUGUCCUUUUAUAAACAUAAAAAUUGCUGAAUUUUUUAGUUUGUCUCAAACAAAUGUUGUAAAACUUAUACACACUCACGUUAGAGUUAUGCGUGUUUACAAAUAGAAAAAUUGCUGAAUUUUUAGUUUCUGUUCUCUACUUAAGUUAGCCUCAACCAAAUGUUAUGAGACUUACACACAAUGCUUAUUACCACAAAACUCAGAUCAAGUUCAAAUUUGGGUAGCGUCACUUUUUCCGUUCUUCAGUUAUGUCCCUUUAUAACUAUAUGAUAUGCAAGCGGGGGCAUCAUCUGUGUCCACAUGUGGACACUAUCCACAUUUAUUUAAAAUACAGUACUAGUGUAUCAUAUAGCACAAUCAUUAAAAAUAUUCAAAUGCCAAAGGUUACAUGUAUGAAGGGAAAUGUAGGGUUUUAAAAGUCUUGAUUUGAAAGUAUAAAGUCAUUAAGAACGGAAUGAUUUUUAUGGCAGCUCACAGCUCAUGAGAAAGGCAUAUCAGUAAGAAAUAGAAUAUUCUCUUAACCACAUAUAUUGAAGUAUAGAGUUGUUUCCCCUGAGAAUGAAGUUUCCCCCAUCUCCGUAUUCAGAUAUUUGGAGGUAUUGUUAAUUAACAGAGGCACAUUAGCAGCUCUAAAACUUCCUCAAUCCUUUAUUUUAUAAGUUAUUUGUUCUGUUUAUUUUUUUAUAUAUGAUUGUUUUUUUUAAUUAUGUCAUUUCGUUUACUAAGUUUUUUUGCCUGUGUACAUUUUUUUUUAUACAUAUGUAUAAAUGUAAAUAACGGUACUUGUACAGCUAUGUGAUUAAAGAACUUAAUACUCUACAA